This is a messenger RNA of Porites evermanni, 7498 nucleotides long. The record is from the annotation of a GenBank genome assembly. NCBI's taxonomy places the organism in Eukaryota, Metazoa, Cnidaria, Anthozoa, Scleractinia, Poritidae.
AUGAAGCAAGUUUGGCGUUCGUUUGUUUUCAGUUGCUUUUCGUUAUCAAGAUGGCAGUUCAUCCAACUUGCAAUCUUUAUCAGCUUCGUUUCAGUUCAAUACUCCUAUCAUGUACAGCUAACCACUCGUCUUAACGACGCACUUGCUAGAUUGGACAAGUUAGAGAACUGGAUUAACAGUAGAAGUAAAGAACAGAAACAGAUGAAGCCUGCACACAUGAAGGCAAUUUAUGGUCAUUCCCGUAAAAGGAGGAAUUUGAAUGAGGGACAGAUUAACAAGUUAUGGGAACGAAUUGAAGGCUUGGAAAAUCGGUGAGUAGAGAAUACCAUUAAAAAAAUUAGCGAAAGUUUAGGAUUAGAAAUAUUAUAAGGAACCUUGAAGCGUAAUAGUUUUUAAAUUCAAUCCCCAAGUCGCCUGGUGCCUGAAAUAAUAGAAGUAACUAUAUAAAGCAAACACUUAUGAAAGUAAUUCUUGUAAUUGAAUGUUCUAGUAUUGGGUGCGUGAUUAUCAUGGAUUGUGUGAAUAGAAUAAUAAGGCUUAGUUGAUUUACACAGUCACUGAACAAAUUCACGCAAUGUUGUCUCUUCUUUUCCCUUAAGCAGUAUAAAACACAUUUACAUGUUCGAAACCGAUAUUUUGAUUCUGUGCGGAUUGUAUACUGACCUCACUCGAAAGAAUAAACAGGGUGAAACACCCAAAAGAAAAAUCUCGAAUUGCAGUUAGUAUAAAACUGAGAAUAUUCAGUUCAAAAAUAAUAAUAAGUUAACAAGAGCAACAGGAAGAUGUGCUGCCAAAGAAGUUUCAGCUAGAAUAAUGGUCCCACCAUAAGAAUGCACUCCGUGAACCAGACAGCUUCAAUAUAGUGCACGAUUGACUCAAGUUAACUGAAACAGUAGACAUGACAAGCCGCGUUCCAAAAGGGUGGGUGUUCUCAUAUACAAUUGAUGCAGUGCCAAAACUAACAACUACUUAUCACGACCUUUUUUUUCUGGGUACUUCUCUUGUCAGUGAUCAUGAGCCAAAACUGUUCUGAUGCUAUUACACGAGCAGAAUAGCCAAGGCUACAAUAGAUAGCUUCAAGAUUGACAAAGUUAGAAACCGUUGUAAAGAAAAAGUAUGUUAGUUAUUUAUUGCAGGAAAUGUACGUUUUUUGCAUUUCCCUAUAUAAAUUAUUUAAUUACACUGCUAGAUUAAAAAAAAACUAACACAGAAUUUGCCUUGAAAUUAACAUGGAAAGAUAAAAAUCCAAUGAGGAUUGAUGAUCCAAUUGAAAUGAUAUAGAUAGUUCAAGAACGCUCGUGAAUAAACUGCAGUUUAUAUUCGUGAACAAAUUAGUGUCAAUCACGGUUGGGCCAUAAGCAUUUUGGCUAAGGUGUCACUAAGGUUUAUUCCGUGGGAUGCCUGUGGCACUCCCACGGUAAAAAUCCGGUUCGGUUGUACCCAACUUUGCAAAGCCAGCCAAUAGGAUUGCCUAAAAUCUUUAUCGAUUAGCUCUUCUUCCAAGCCGACCAAUCAGAUUGUACAAAAUCUGUAUCGAUUUUUAAUCGAUUUGCUUCCUCUGAAGAACGUUGAAAUCAGAACGUUCCUUGCCAAAUUUGUCGCGCUUGAGUUUUCCCACUCGUGCUUUAGGAUGGCUUGUUAACCAGCGAAAUCCUUCGGGAUACUGACAAGCCACGAAAGGCGACCUAAACCAAAUUAUUUCUUUCCUUCAUGAUUCCUUUUUGUUUAGGUCUAGCUUUUUCAUAAGGUUUUAGGAGCGUCUGGUUGCGGGCCAUGAUUUCCGAUAGAUUUUUCUAUUCGGAGUUCGCCAGUUUUUGCCGAGCACAGCUAGAGUUCAGUUUUUUUCUUUUCUUAUCGAAAACACGUUGACGAUGGGAGGUUAAAUCGCGUAAAUUUCAACUCGUGCCCUUGACGAUUGGCGGUGAAAUCGCGAAAAUAUUGUCCUCGUCGAUCGACGACUCGCUUUCGGCAUGGAUUGGACUUCUGGGUGGGACACGGAUCGAGGAGUAGACCUUAGUAAACUUAUUAUACCUUGGAAUCAGGGAUAAUCAUUGGAACUAAGUUAACUUUGAGACCUUGGGAACACAUUGCAAUCAAUUUUUAACCGUAUCAAGAGCAUCUUGGAAUAUUAAACUUUCAUCUUGGAUUAAAACAUUGGAACUUUAUCGAACAUUAAACAAAUCGGACUCCCGCAACGCGGUCGUCCGAUUUUGUUAAUCACUCGUAUGAUUACAGACCGAAUUGGACUCCACUCAGUCCUGUUACCAUUACUUAUAUGGCCACCACCACGACGAAGGACCGAAGCGAGAAAGUCAAUGAAGGCGAUGGUUUUAUAAUUACUAACCAAAGAUUAGGGAAAACAGCUUAAUCAGAAUAAUUAAGAAUAUAUAUUGUGCAGUUUUCAUGACGAGAUGAUCAACUGUGCAUUAAAAUAACAAAAAAAUAAAAAUAACUAAAUUAUAGAUAAGAAUUACAUCAUGUAUUGUGUAUAAUAUCAAAAAACCUAACCAAGAAUAAAAAGCCUUACUAAAAGAAAGGUACGUCUUUAAAAGUUUUCCUAAAAAAAAUUACAUACAUUAGUCGUGUAUAGGUAUUAAGUAAACCUAACUAAGAAUGAAAAGCCUUACUAAAGAAAGCGCCUUUAACAUUUUUUUUAAAGCGUCAACAGAUUUGGCCAUUCUAAUUUCCAGAGUUUAGGCGCCAAAGCAACGAAAGCACGGCUGCCCAGGGUUGUUAAAAUUUUAAAAUUCGGGUGAGACAGCAGUGUUCCGUCGUCAGAUCGCAGUCUACAUCUUGAUAUAACUUUUGGUACAUUACCUUCACACGACCACAACGUGAACUUCCUAAUUCCACGUUUCAUCGAGGAACUAAACGCAAGACAACUUUUUGUCCCUUUAUGUUAUUUUGUCUUAUUUUGGAACUUGGGUACGGUACUUUAAAAGAGGUCAACUUAAGGAAACUUUGCCAACGUUCAACUAACUGAACUAGGUGGAAAAUUAGCGAUUUUUCAAGACCACGUGAUGCAUAUCAUUUCAAGUGACGUUUUCAAUGACUUCGUCUUUGUGGUUGCUUAAUUAAUUGUACGUUCAUGAGCUUAUCCACUAGGUAAAUAUCUGUUCACACUGCUAUCAAAAUAGCCCUCUUGGUAGAGAUUUAUAUCAUAGACGUCGAGAAUCGGUGUAACCACACAUGAUUAUUAGCAACAUCUGCUUGCAAACAUCGUUGUAGUCAUAAGAAAAUUCAUCUACAGAAACAAGUAAAAUAAGUUACCAUCUCCAGAAUGUUGGAGUAAGCACAUUCAUACUGCUUUUGCCUUGAUAAAAGAUAUAUAUAAAAGGGUCAAAGAGAAUAGAAAUAAUAUGAAAGUCUUUCGGGAAGAAUCCAGUUGAGGUGGUAGUUUUGAAAUUGUUGCUUAAAUCCUGGAGAAAAUCAAAACUAUACAGUAUAAUUAUCCACUGCUGUUUUCACAUUGGUUUUGUAGUAUCACAGCCUCAAACAAUUUCACUGUUACUGGCCAGGGAGCAUUCUGUGCCCAAGGAUCACCAGGAAUAAAUGGUAUGCCGGGUAAAAAUGGAAUACCGGGUCGUGAUGGGAAGGUUGGAAUGCCAGGAAGAGACGGUGAGCAUAGAGUCAUUAUUUCUGUUGUUUUUAAUUAAAACUGAACUGAAAGAACUGGGUUCACUUCCAAGAGCAUUGCAGACACGAGAUAAAAUUAUAAUAAUCUCGGUUAGCUUUGUUCUAUUGCUGCAAUAGGCAACGUAUAGAUACAUUUUAUUGGUUUGAGUUUAGUUAAAUUGCUAGACCAACUUAUUUCAUACUACUGGUAAAUUGCUUAGUAUAGAAGAGCUGGUUGAAUUCAGCUCAAAGCAGUAAGGGAAACUCAGGAUUGAUAAAUCCUGGAAUGCUGAAUUUUUUUUCCAGAUCUUUUCAGUGAAAGGUUAGAAGAAGUAAUUAAAGUUCUCCGUAACACCAUUUAAGAACAAUCUUCUUGAUCAUACCCUAACACUGAAGUACCUUCUGCUUGCCCAUAACAUAGUAUCCGUGUUUAUUAGUGUAGGUAGAGAUGGUACCGAUGGACGGCAUGGAAUACCGGGGAGAAACGGAAUCCCAGGGAGGCAGGGACUACCGGGUAAUUACAAUUACAUUUUGGUUCUUGGCUUAAUAUCUUUUGAGCCCCGUGUAAGGGAAUCCGGAAAAUUUUUGUUCGUAGAAUCCGGAAUCUGAGUAAUUUUUUGCUUGUGGAAUCCGGAAUCCAGGGCUUUGGAAUCUGGAAAACGUACAGCUCAAGGAAUCCAGAAUCCCACGAACAAUUGAAAUCCAGAAUCUAAGUUCCACUGAAAAAGAAUCCGGAUUCCAGUUCGUGGAAUCUGGAAUCCACGGCUUGGAAUUCACAAUCCAAGACUGCCUUAAAUGAGGUGAAUUUCUUGUAAGGCGAUAAGGCCUGUAUGAAUCGUACUGGUUUGCCACUUGUUCCAUGGGAUUUCUGAUUCAGUAGUAUGUUUAAUGUGCAUUGAUUAUCCGUCUAUGAAUAGUUACUAACCGUAGUUUGACUGCAAAAUAGCAGAAGCACGUUCAUAAUACUGCGGAGAACACCGAAUGGCAACAAGAACUACUGUAUUGAAAUCCACUAAGAAAGCAGAAACAUCUACUCAUUUUUAGAAGUAAAAAUUUUUACGGCCUUACAGUGCAAGCCAUCCCCUAAUACCGGUGAAAACACUCCCUGAUUUGGCCUAAACGAGUACGUCCACUGAACAGGAUAAGGUUGUUUGAAGGUCUUGAGUCUUGAACAGGGUACACAAUUUCACUAUUUAGCCUCUUGAACGAGGUUGACGAUGAUCGGAUUCCACCUUUAGUACCGAUUUUUUUUUUCCGAAAAAAAUCUCAUUACUCAAUUCUAUAUGCGAAACGAAAUGAACCAAGGUCAUUAAAUGAGGUCUCUUGUCUUAAACGGAGUAGCAAAAUGAACAGUGGGGGGCUUGAAAACAUUACAGUCAAGAAGACUUUAGCAGGGACUGAUCAAACAACGUGAAAUAGAGUUUAGUUGCGAUAUUUCGACUGGCCAAUCAUGAUACCAGUCUUCAUCAGGUUUAUUGAGAUAUCACGAAUUCACAGAAUAUAUAUGAACUUAAUUAAAUAUGACGUGGUAUGGUGUGGAUAUGGGGAGCUUACUAGUAAGGAAAGACGUUUGACGCACGUCAACCGGAAGUGAGGCCUUCUCACUAUACAUAUGCCUUGACGCUAAGAAAUUUGUAUUGCAAAGUUUCUUUUCUCUUAUAAAAACGAUUAACCCGAGACUUUCAACCAAACCACUGCCCAAUGAUGCAAAAAGUCCACUUCCGGUUGACGUCCUUCGCUCAAAAACGCCUUUGCUUAAGCUCCCUAAUAUCUAUAUGUCUUUAACAUGGUCUGGGUUUAAAGGCCUGGCCAGCUCAUCUCUGCACAAACUUCCCUUGAGUGUUUCGGGGGAAAACUUAUUUUGUUUGUGCAACAAAAAAUAACUCUUGCUUUCAACGAUCGCAGUUUCAGUGCAGUUCUUCAAGAUUAGACUGUGAAAUAACCGGGUUUCAAUUUACAGAAGGUACUGUAGCAGGCUUUGUUUCGUUUAAGGUAGAGAUGGUGCUACAGGCCCUAAAGGUGAGAGAGGUCAUAAAGGUCACAAAGGUGAACAAGGCCCACAGGGACCGCCUGGUGAUCCGGUAAUCUGCCAAAAGAAACCCGUUACAGAGGAGUCUAAGCAAGCGACUUCUGGAAGCACUGUGUUCAUUCGCUGGGGCCGUAGCGAGGCCCUGCUGACAGAGGGACCGUUCUGGUUUACGAAGGCACGUUAGUUCAUAUAUACUUUGAUUAUUGCUCUAAUUCUCAAAAUCACACAAGCUUAAAGGGGCUAUGUAACGAGGAUAUUAAGGUUUUAGCUCAAUUCUGUGCUGAAGACAUUGCUUUAGUUCUUUAUGUGUUUAAUCCGUACACAAAAUCCUCCGUUAGAGAUAUGAGGUAGAUACCAAACAAAUUCCACCAGGAACGGACUAACCAUAACAUUUUGGGCGUGAUCUUUCCACGUUCAGCAUUUAAAAGUGAAAAACAAAUUGGCCCACUAUUUCAAGUUUCAAUCUACUGAACCUAUAUUCAUCCUUGCAUCCGUUGCAGUAGACGAUGGAAAACAGAUUCAAUGCUUAAAUGAAGUCUUGAAUAACAAAACUGUAAAACUGGAUAAUGAUUCAGUUGAUGCGAAGACAGAUUUUAGCUUUUUGAAAAGACAUUAGAUAACGUGACAUACUGACAUGCUAUAAAGAGAGGUUAACUUUUUUACUUUGUAGUGCAGAAUUUACUUCUCAAAAACAUUAAUACCCCCAUUUUUUGAGAUACGAAGGGUUUGUCAAUCAGGAGUUCUAGUGAUUAGACGCCGUACGAGAUACCAAUUUAUUAGGGGUUCAUUUCUUCAAAUAGAUUGAAGUUAGUCUUAUGGCAAGUUUGUUAAGGGUGUGAAAUAUCGUGUUCGAGGCGGCAUGUGCUAGGCCCUAAUAUAAGCUGAUUAAUUUUAGUGUGCGUUCCAUUAGGAUGAUCUGACAUCAAGUGUUUGAAGAUCACUCGCUUUAUAGCACAUCAAAGAAACUGACGAAUCCAGCCUGGGAAAGGAUUCAUCGGCUCUUUUGAUGUACCAUGUUCAGAGCGGUCUCGGGCCUGUAUGACUGUAUGAUCCCGAAUAAACCCACCCUAAUAAGAGUUUAGAAAUGAACACACAGACCAGAGAGUAGAACGACAUGCAGACAGAGACAGACGGACGGACGGGCGAAAGGACAGAUAGACGGACGGACGGACAGGCGGACGGGCGAAAGGACAGAUAGACAGACGGACGGUCAGACAGACAAAUAGCCGACAGAUGGAAGGACGAACGGACGGGUGAAAAGAUAGAGAGACAGACGGACAGACUGACAGAGAGACAGACUUACUAAGCAUUUGGCGAUAAACUAAAUAUCCCUGUCUAUUUUUUAUUAAGCUAGGUCGAGUAGCUGGAUGGCAACCAAGGAGUAAAGGAGGAGGAGUCAACUACCUGUGCAUGCCUCUGAGUCCUGAGUAUACCAAGCCCGCCACCCCUGGAUUCCAACCGAAAGCAUCCCUCUUCGGUGUACAGUAUGGUCAAGUGGACGAUCUUUUCCCACCAAUCCCAGGUCAUAAACCAAACAUAAGCUACCUUGGAGUACCCUGCGCUGUAUGCCGAGCGGAGAGAAGAGGAUCCCUUAUGAUGAUCCCGGCCCGUAAUGUUUGCCCUACUAGUAGGUGGACCCGCGAGUAUAUCGGCUACCUUAUGACAGACAUGUCAAACAGUACCGCCCCAGAUUACAUCUGCGUCGACGCGGACGCGACUGGAGUUAAAUUAAAGCACAACGAAAGACAUUCUGCAAAUUCUUUUCUAACUUCAGUUCUUGGAAAGUGCGGUGUGCUCCCCUGCUCAAGCUACGAACCGAACAGGGACUUGACUUGCACGGUAUGCACCCUGUAG